Molecule: messenger RNA, 408 nt
Organism: Seminavis robusta
Lineage: Eukaryota; Bacillariophyta; Bacillariophyceae; Naviculales; Naviculaceae
Source: the annotation of a GenBank genome assembly
AUGAGUACGCCCCCUGCAUCAUCCUCGUCUAGCGGUGAAUCUCUCCAGCAACGAAAGCCGUGGCCUCCUCCUUCAAACGAGCUCUUCCUCUUAGAUGACUACAUCAUUCCCAAGAAUAUAGACGUUGCUGUUAUGUCGAUUGAAUUUUUGUCGGUUGACGACCCUGCUUUCCUUGUGGACUAUGCAUCUGAUGCUGAGUUUCACGCUGCCCUUGCGCUUGCUGGCUCUCCAGUUGCACAAGGCGCAGAUGCCGCUGCUUCCGCAGUUGCAUUUCGCCAAUGGGUUUUCAAUUUUUCGUGGAAACCAGCCCCAAUUGUAGUGUGUCGCGACAGGCGCCUCUUGCUGGAUAUUCAGAUUGUUGCUUUCAACGUCUCUCCAGCCAUGAAGCAAUCCAAAUUGUCAAUCUAA